AUGGCUGAACGUCUUACAUCCCAGUCUACGAGCGGUGACGAAGAGCAACACGUUUCCCCAACACCUCGGCCAGUUGGAAGCACUCUCCCUGUGCCCUUAGUUCAACCCAGCGAGACGGACUCAUCUGGGCUAUCACGAACACAGGACGAAGUAGCUGAAAAUUUGGCACCACCCCCCGGGGCGUUUUCAGCCUCGCCAUCUGAUAUUGCAAACCCCAUGGUGCACCAUCCCAACAUCCAGAUCGCAGACUCAAACACACCGCCAGUUGCACAUAAUGCAGGCGUUAGCCAGGAACCGAGCCACGAUGAUCAACCGCCCGUACGUGAACGUACAGCUUCUAUGAGCCCUAUCUCGCCAAGCUCUCCCACGGUCAACGAUGGAAAUGAGACGGAAGGGACGGAAUAUUGUGAUGAAGGCGUAGGUCUAGAUGGUGCUAAUGAAGGUGUCGACAUCGAUCUUCUCCUGCAACAGGUCGCAGAUGAUGAGGCGCAGAGGCGUAAUGAGGGACCAUGA
Molecule: messenger RNA, 513 nt
Organism: Pochonia chlamydosporia 170
Lineage: Eukaryota; Fungi; Ascomycota; Sordariomycetes; Hypocreales; Clavicipitaceae
Exons: 5
Coding region: 1-513 (170 amino acids)
Source: RefSeq, a predicted model, not a curated record